Messenger RNA from Leptidea sinapis, 592 nucleotides. Its product is annotated as cuticle protein 7-like. The record is from RefSeq and is a predicted model, not a curated record. Lineage: Eukaryota; Metazoa; Arthropoda; Insecta; Lepidoptera; Pieridae. Gene Ontology annotation, cellular component: extracellular matrix. Bases 64 to 540 code for a protein of 158 amino acids. The transcript is spliced from 4 exons.
GAUUGUUUUUGAUACAACCAACACCAAUUAAACUGUUGCUGUCACCAAUUGAAUUAUUUCAAAAUGUUUAAGGUACUUUUAGUUGCUUCAUUCGCUGCAGUCGCAUUGGCACAAUUACACGGUGGCUAUCAAAAUGGAUAUCAAAAUGGCUAUGGCGUCGGGAAUAUAGGAUCUUCACAGAACAUUGUUCUACACCAGACUCACGGUCAAGUCCAACACGCUCCCGUGAUCAGCCACCAGCCUGUCUUAGUUCACCAGCCUGUGCACUACGCUGCUCCUGUCGCCCAUCAACAAGAACAUUAUGCACCAGCUCACUACUCGUUCGAGUACAACGUACAUGACCCUCACACCGGAGACAUCAAGUCCCAACAUGAGUCUCGCGAGGGUGACGCGGUGCAGGGCUACUACAGUCUGCAUGAAGCUGACGGCACUGUCAGACGUGUGGAGUACACGGCUGAUGCUCACAGCGGUUUUAAUGCUGUUGUUCAUCGCGAGGGUCACGCCACACAUGCAGUUCCAGCACCAGCUUACCAUCAUUAGAUUAGACAUAAGUACCUACUAGUUAAUAAUAGCUCAUAAUAUACUAUCAAAC